AUAAAUAUGAGUGAUAGUGAUAGUAAAAUAAAAAAUGGAAUCGAAAUCACUGUUAUUUCAGAAGAGAAAAAAACUAAAGCAGAUGCUGCAAAAGAAGCUGCAAAUAAAUUAUUUCAAGAAAAAAAAUAUGAAGCUGCAAUAACUAAAUAUACAGAGGCCAUCGAUUUAAACCCCAAUGUUGCAGCUUAUUAUGCAAAUCGAUCUUUUUCUUAUAUCAAAACUGAAGCAUACGGCUAUGCAAUUUCAGAUGCAGAAUUAGCAAUAAAAAUUGAUCCAACAUAUACAAAGGGGCACUAUAGAAGAGCAGUGGCAAAUAUGGCACUUUGUAGAUUUGAAGAUGCCCUUCGAGAUUUUCGAAUAGUUAAUAAAAGAAUUCCAAGUGAUACAAAUGCAGAAGCUGGUUUAAAAAAAUGUGAAAAGAUUGUAAAAAAAAUGAAAUUUGAAAAAGCUAUUUCGGUAGAUCGUAAGUCUGUACUAGAUUCAUUGGAUUUGGACUCAAUCAUUGUAGAAUCAUCAUAUGAUGGACCUAAAUUACAAAAUGAUAAAAUCACAUUAGAAUUUGUCAAAGAAAUGUUAGAUUAUUUCAAAGAUCAAAAGAAAAUUCAUCGAAAAUAUGCAUAUAAGAUUAUUUUAUCAGUAAGAAAUUUGAUGUUAGAAGUCCCAUCAUUAGUAGAUAUUGAUAUUCCAAAAGAUUCUAAAAUCACAGUUUGUGGAGAUAUUCAUGGACAAUUUUAUGAUCUAUUAAAUAUCUUUGAUCUUAAUGGUCUACCAUCUACAAAUAACAUGUAUCUUUUCAAUGGUGAUUUUGUUGAUCGUGGAUCAUUUAGUUUAGAGGUGAUAUUGACAUUGUUUGCUUUCAAAUGGCUUUACCCAAAUUCAUUGCAUUUAACAAGAGGGAACCACGAAACUGAUGAUAUGAAUAAAGUAUAUGGAUUUGAGGGAGAGGUGCAUGCCAAAUAUUCUAAAGAAAUGUUUGAACUUUUUGCAGAAACUUUUACCACCCUACCCCUUGCAAAUGUUAUAAAGAACAAGAUAAUGGUGGUACACGGUGGAUUGUUUAGUCGUGAUGAUGUCACAUUAGAUGAAAUAAGAAAAGUUAACAGAUUUAACAGUCGACAAAUAAAUAGCGAAAGUUUGAUGUGUGAAAUUUUGUGGUCAGAUCCACAAAUAUCACCAGGAAGAAGUCCAAGUAAAAGAGGAUUAGGUGUACAAUUUGGACCAGAUGUUACUGAGAAUUUCUUGAAAAGAAAUAAUCUUGUUAAAGAAAAUGGUUAUGUUAUAGAACAUAAUGGUAAAUGCAUAACUGUUUUUUCAGCACCUAAUUACUGUGACACAAUGGGAAACAAAGGAGCAUUUAUUGUCAUCACACCAGACUUGGAGUUAAAUUACAAGACAUUCACUGCUGUGGUAA
Molecule: messenger RNA, 1411 nt
Organism: Entrophospora candida
Lineage: Eukaryota; Fungi; Glomeromycota; Glomeromycetes; Entrophosporales; Entrophosporaceae
Source: the annotation of a GenBank genome assembly